AUGCCAUGCAUGAAUAGUAAUAAUUCCGAGUUAUUUUUAAGUAAAUUAAUACAAGAAUUUAACUUAGAUUCAAUUAACAAUGAAGGACAUUUACAUAUAUUACAUCAAGCAGAAAAAUUAUUUUUGAAAGUAUUUGAUGUAGAAGACAAUAUAGAUACUCUUAUUGAUAAAUUAAUCAUACUUCUAAUUAAAACACAUAAUGAGGGAAAUGGUUUUAAUGAAACAAAGAAUUUCAUUAAUCAAUGUAUAUUUCUUUCAAACAAAGAUUCAAAUGAUAUUUUUGAAUGGCUUAAAGAAAAUCAAGUGGAAUCAAAACAUGUCUUUCUCUUGGGAUUUUUCUAUUUUAAUAAUAUUAAUUUUGAAAAAAAUUACAAUGAAGCAUUUGAAGCAUUUAAAUUGUUUUCAAGUGCUUCAACAAAUAAUUAUUCGAUUGCACAAGUUUAUCUUGCAUUAUGUUAUGAGAAUGGAUAUGGAAUUAAAAGAAAUUAUGAUUUAGCAUUUGAUUGGAUACAAAUAGCCGUUGCAAAUAAAAAU
Funneliformis geosporum is the source of this 534-nucleotide messenger RNA. NCBI's taxonomy places the organism in Eukaryota, Fungi, Glomeromycota, Glomeromycetes, Glomerales, Glomeraceae. The record is from the annotation of a GenBank genome assembly.